Messenger RNA from Tauraco erythrolophus (red-crested turaco), 1031 nucleotides. The record is from RefSeq and is a predicted model, not a curated record. Lineage: Eukaryota; Metazoa; Chordata; Aves; Musophagiformes; Musophagidae.
GUGUGAGUGCCCAGGUGGGUCGGGACUUCGAGCUGCAGCAGCCCCAGGACAAGGUGUCAGUGACAGCGGGGGAGACGCUCAACCUGACCUGCACAGUGGAAGGGGCCCGGUGGUUUCCGUACUUGGUGAGUGGGGCUCCCAGAGCAGCUCCCGCCAAACCCACCACUCCGGUCAUGUCCGGGCCCGGCCGCAGAGUGGGGCCGGGACAAUCGGUGUCUGUCACCUGCACGGCCAGAGGGUCCUCCCCCAAAGACAUUACCGUGAAAUGGUCCAAGGAUGGGGCCCCGAUCACGGCUCAGCAGCCCCAGGUCACCCCAGAGCGGACAAAAUCCUCCUACAACAUGUCGAGCACCGUGACGAUGACGCUGCAGGAGAACGACGUCCGCUCGCGGCUCACCUGCGAGGUGCAGCACCCCCCGCUGAACGCCCCCGGCACGUACCAGCUCAGCCAGGCCCUGCGAGUUCCCCCCAGAGUCUGUGUGGAUGCUGACCCACCGCGCCCCGUCGAGGUGAACAAGACCGUGAACUUCACCUGCCACGUGAAGGGGUUUUACCCGGGAGAAGUGGCCGUCACCUGGCUGGAGAAUGGGAUGGAGAUGAACGUGGAGAGCAUCUCCCGGCCAUCGGAGACCCCCCGGGGCUUGUUCGAGCUGAGGAGCCUGGUGGAGGUCAAUGCGACGGAGGAGAAGAACGGGUCCGUGUUCACCUGCCAAGUGGUGCACGAUGCCCAGGACCCCGUCAACGCGACGGCCACCCUGUGGAUUGCUGCCCCAACCGAGAACGGACAGAAGGACCUGUCCCAGAUGGUUAACGGCAGUUUGUCCCUCAUCUAUAUCGUGGUGGGAGUCGUCUGCACCGUCCUGGCGCUGCUGGUGGCUGCGAUUCUGUACCUCAUCCGGGCAAAGCAGAGCAAGGGUAAAAGCUCCCCGUCUGCUCGGUUACAUGAGCCAGAGAAGAGCAGUGAGGCCACCACCCAGGAAUCCGACCCCAACAACCUGACCUACGCGGACCUGAACUUCGACCGAGAGAGG